Molecule: messenger RNA, 1891 nt
Organism: Coccidioides posadasii C735 delta SOWgp
Lineage: Eukaryota; Fungi; Ascomycota; Eurotiomycetes; Onygenales; Onygenaceae
Cellular component (GO): cytoplasm
Molecular function (GO): guanyl-nucleotide exchange factor activity
Source: RefSeq, a predicted model, not a curated record
AAAAAUCCAAAAUAUUUAACAGACCAUCAACCAUUUACCUAUUCUUCUUGUGUCUAAGACUUCAGUUUUUGGUUUUUGAGUCAUAUCCACACCUUUUAUUCCUUUCUCAAGAGCCUCCGCUUCGUUUCCCACGCGGCCUUUGUUAACAAUGGCGCCCCGGAAGGCCGCAGCGACCAGAUCUUCGACGCGUAUCAAAAGCGCCCCAACCACUACAACUGCCAUCGCGCCAAAGAAGGCUGGCGUUAAGAAAGCGACUGCGGUCCCCACUGCUACGAAGAAGCAGAAAGCGAGUGCAGCUGCUCUCAAGUCUACUAAAGCUGCCAGCACCAAGGCUACUGCUGCCAAGGAUACAACCACCAAAGCUCCGCGCAAAGCAAAGGCUGAUGAGGCCCCUGUUUCCAAGAAGCGCAAGGUUGUCUCUGAAGAUGAAACCGAACCAAGGCCCAAGAAAGCUCGGGCUGCCAAAGAAGAAGCUCCCAAGCCGAAGAGGACUCGCGUCACAGCGUCGCCCGCUGUUAAACCCCCUAAGCCAAAAGUCGUGAUUAACGAAGCCCCUACCGAAAAAUUGAACAUUUAUGUCUUUGGCGAAGGCAGCUCUGGUGAACUCGGACUCGGAACCGCGAAGAAUGCGGUUGACGUGAAAAGACCUCGUCUUAACCCACUUUUGCUGGCUGAUAAAAUUGGUGUUGUCCAAAUUGCGACCGGUGGGAUGCAUUGUGUUGCGCUUACCCACGACAACAAAAUCUACACCUGGGGGGUCAAUGAUCAGGGUGCUUUGGGUCGUGACACCACCUGGGAGGGCAAGUUAAAGGAUAUCGACGACGCUGGCAGCGAUUCUGACUCGGACGAUGGAAGUGACAGCGGCAUGAACCCCAAGGAGGCCACUCCAACUCCAAUUCCGGCUGAUUAUUUCCCGGAAGGAACCAUUUUUGUUGAGGUUGCUGCUGGAGAUAGCUCUUCAUUCGCUCUCACUGAUGAUGGUUUUGUUUAUGGUUGGGGUACAUUCCGCGGAAAUGAAGGCAUUCUAGGUUUUGAUGCCACCACCCGUGUUCAGACUACUCCUAAACUUAUUCCAUCUCUCAAGAAGAUCAAACACAUUGCUUGUGGUGAUAACCACGCUCUCGCACUAGAUACAAAAGGUGCCGUAUUUGCUUGGGGUUCUGGACAGCAGAACCAACUUGGUCGUCGCAUUGUUGAGCGUACCAAGCUGAACGGGCUUCACCCACGUGAAUUCGGAUUGCCCAAGAAUAUCACCUAUAUUGACUGUGGAUCAUUCCACUCUUUUGCGAUUCACCAGACUGGCAAAGUUUACAGUUGGGGUUUGAAUAGCUAUGGCGAAACCGGCAUUCCUCAAGGUGCUGGAUCCGACGAAGCAGUCAUUUUGCACCCGGAGGUUGUGAAGUCUUUGAAGGAUAAAAAUGUUAUCCAACUUUGCGGUGGUUCCCAUCAUUCUCUUGCUGUUACCAAAGAUGGAGAGUGUCUUGUUUGGGGUCGCGUUGACGGCUUCCAGACCGGCUUGGAUAUCAAAAGUCUUCCUGAUGAUGCAGUUAUUAAGGAUGAUAGAGAUCGUGCCCGUAUUCUCUCUGUCCCCACCGCUGUUCCUGGCAUCGAUGCCAAAUUUGUUGCUGCAGGUGCGGAUCAUUCAAUUGCUAUUGCGAAAGAUGGACGUGCCUGGACUUGGGGCUUUUCUGCAAAUUACCAGACCGGCCAGGGCACUGAUGACGAUAUCGAGGUUGCUACUGUCGUUGAUAAUACGGCUGUGAGAGGCAAGAUGUUGAACUGGGCUGGUGCCGGUGGACAAUAUUCUGUUCUUGCUGGACCUGCGGUUACCGUCAAUGGCGUUGCUGCAAACGCUGAUGCUCCGAAUGGAAACGUUCAGGGAGCGAACUAG